CAUUUCAAGUUCGAUUCCUUAAAAUUCGCAUUCUUUUUCAUCGUGUUCCGCCAUCGUUAAUUGCAGUUGAACAUCCAUCUUGUCGUAUAAGGAGAGGUAUCUAGAUGUGUUGUUGUUGUGUUGGUUUUGCUGAUACAACUUCUUUGAGAUUGUCUUCCUUCUUGGUUUGGGAGUAUAGGUGUAAUUUCUGAACAGGAAUGAGUGACCUAUGCUCUCCAAUGAUAAUUCUUCUUGAUGAUGAAUCAGACGCAUUUUGGUGCUUUGAACGCCUAAUGCGUAGAUAUCGAGGAAAUUUCAGAUGCAUUGGUCGCACUCUCGGGGUGGAGGCUCAAUGUUGGUUGAAGAAACAAAAGGACAGCUUAGCUCCUGAGCGGCAAGACGAAGCACCUCUUGGGGAGAAAAUUAGUUGGACUUCUGGUCUCAUCUUUGGAAAAGGCGAGGCUUCAUAUUACAUCUGGAAUCCUGCUAUACAUGAUAUUGUGACAUUUCGGGAUCCAACGCAGCAUUGUGAAGACAACACAGAUGUGAAUUUUAUUAAAAGAGUUGUUGCAAAAGAAGGCAACACUGUUGAGAGGAAUGAUGGUAAUGCAUGUGUAGAUGCUGGAACAAAUAAAGUCAAUGCAACUUCUGUUACAAAACCCAAAAAACCAUUGCUCAAACAUUUGGGACUUCAAAGAAGAACUAGUGGAAGCCUUAAGAAUUGCAAUGUUAAAAAUCUCAAAGGUAGUGGUUCCUCAUCAAAUGUUCCUCUUGUGAUUGAUGAUGAUGCUGAUGCUGAAGCUGAACCUUAUAAGGUUCCAAAUGAGAUGGUGAUCAAAUAGAUGGUGAAGAGCACUUAUUGAUAGUAAAAGUUGGUUUAUACCUAUUAACAAAUGUAACUUAUUAAUAGUUUAACUGAUGCUGAAGCACAUAAUGUACCCAUUUUGAUAGUUUAUGCACACAAUGUGCUUAUUUUGGUACUUUAUGGACUAAAAUUGUGCUUAUUAGGAAAUGUUUGUAAUUUGGUACUUCAUGCACAUAAUGUGCUUAUUUUGAUACUUUUGCACAUAAUGUGCUCAUAUUGAAAUUUUAUGCAGUAAAAUUGUACCUAUUAAGACAUGUCCUAAUCAAGGUGUGCAAAGAGUGCAAAUUCAGACUGAUGCUCUAGUUGUUGCAGAGUGUAUUCUAGGAAAGAGAACAAAUGCUAGUUUAGAGCCUAUUAUUGUUUAUUGUA
Trifolium pratense (red clover) is the source of this 1213-nucleotide messenger RNA. RefSeq lists its product as uncharacterized. The transcript is spliced from 7 exons. NCBI's taxonomy places the organism in Eukaryota, Viridiplantae, Streptophyta, Magnoliopsida, Fabales, Fabaceae. Bases 198 to 821 code for a protein of 207 amino acids. The record is from RefSeq and is a predicted model, not a curated record. Gene Ontology annotation, biological process: thylakoid membrane organization. Gene Ontology annotation, molecular function: serine-type endopeptidase activity. Gene Ontology annotation, cellular component: chloroplast thylakoid membrane.